Molecule: messenger RNA, 396 nt
Organism: Encephalitozoon intestinalis ATCC 50506
Lineage: Eukaryota; Fungi; Microsporidia; Unikaryonidae
Exons: 1
Coding region: 1-396 (131 amino acids)
Molecular function (GO): calcium ion binding
Source: RefSeq, a predicted model, not a curated record
AUGAUAAAGGAUAGGGAGUCGGACAAAAUAUAUGAUUUGGUAAGCAAUGGCACCACGAUGACCCUUGAGGAUCUCAAGGAGUUCAUAGAUAUUGUAUUCUUGCACCUAAAUCCCCAGCAAGUGUCCCAGCUAACUCAAUCUCUUGGGAGCACUGUAACAGGAGAUGAAUUCCAUUCGAUUCUUGAAAUCCUAGUAUUGAAAAGAGCUGGAAGCUUGGAUGUCUUCAACUCUUGGGACAAAGGCCAGAAGGGCUACAUAGAUAGAUCGGACCUGGAGGCAAUCCUUAGGAGUUAUGGCCUUUCUUUCAAAGAAAGUUACAUCGACAUGAUGAUCGAUAUGUUUAAAGAUAGAAAGAUGAGACUUGAAGAUUUCAACAAGAUUUAUAAAGAAGAGUAG